This is a messenger RNA of Lampris incognitus (smalleye Pacific opah), 5656 nucleotides long. Its product is annotated as potassium/sodium hyperpolarization-activated cyclic nucleotide-gated channel 3-like. Gene Ontology annotation, cellular component: membrane. Gene Ontology annotation, biological process: transmembrane transport; monoatomic ion transport. The record is from RefSeq and is a predicted model, not a curated record. The coding region runs from base 1 to 3954 and encodes 1317 amino acids. The transcript has 9 exons. NCBI's taxonomy places the organism in Eukaryota, Metazoa, Chordata, Actinopteri, Lampriformes, Lampridae. Gene Ontology annotation, molecular function: monoatomic ion channel activity.
AUGAGGGGCUUCUUUCUCUUAACAUUCUACUGGGACCUGCUGAUGUUGCUUCUAAUGAUGGGCAACUUGAUCAUACUGCCGGUGGGCAUCACUUUCUUCAAGGACGAGAACACGCCGCCGUGGAUCAUUUUCAACGUGGUCUCCGACACGCUCUUCCUGGUCGACCUGGUUCUCAACUUCAGGACCGGCAUAGUCAAGGAAGACAGCACGGAAAUACUGCUGGACCCCAGGGCAAUCCGCCAGCGCUACCUGAAGAGCUGGUUCCUGGUGGACUUUGUGUCGUCCAUACCGGUAGACUACAUCUUCCUGAUGGUGGACCUGGAGGCCCGCCUGGACUCGGAGGUGUACAGGACGGCGCGGGCGUUGCGCAUCGUCCGCUUCACCAAGAUCCUCAGCCUGCUGCGACUCCUCCGCCUCUCCAGACUCAUCCGCUACAUCCACCAGUGGGAGGAGAUAUUCCAUAUGACCUAUGACCUGGCCAGUGCCAUGGUGAGAAUAGUCAACCUGAUCGGUAUGAUGCUGCUGCUGUGCCACUGGGACGGCUGUCUGCAGUUCCUGGUCCCCAUGCUACAGGACUUCCCUACUGACUGCUGGGUCUCCAAAAACAACAUGGUGAAUGACACUUGGGGCGUGCAGUACUCCUACGCCUUAUUCAAGGCCAUGAGCCACAUGUUGUGUAUUGGCUACGGUGCCCAGGCUCCAGAGGGCAUGACGGACGUGUGGCUCACCAUGCUCAGCAUGAUCGUGGGCGCAACCUGCUAUGCCAUGUUCAUCGGCCAUGCCACCGCACUCAUCCAGUCUCUGGACUCGUCGAGACGGCAGUACCAGGAAAAGUACAAGCAGGUGGAGCAGUACAUGUCGUUCCAUAAGCUCCCUGCGGAUGUGCGACAGAAGAUCCAUGAGUACUACGAGCACCGCUUCCAGGGCAAAAUGUUUGACGAGGAGAAUAUACUGGGAGAACUCAGUGAACCACUGAAAGAGGAGAUAGUCAGCUUCAACUGCCGUAGCCUGGUGGCCAACAUGCCGCUGUUUGCCAACGCCGAUCCUAACUUUGUGACCGCCGUGCUGACCAAGCUGCGCUUUGAAGUGUUCCAGCCCGCAGACUUCAUCAUCCGCGAGGGCACCGUGGGGCGCAAGAUGUACUUCAUCCAACACGGGCGGGUCAGCGUGCUCACCCGUGGCAACAAGGAGACCAAGCUGAGCGACGGGUCAUAUUUCGGAGAGAUCUGUUUGCUGACACGUGGGCGGAGAACAGCCAGCGUCCGUGCCGACACCUACUGUCGUCUGUACUCCCUCAGCGUGGACAGCUUCAACGAGGUGCUGGAGGAGCAUCCGAUGAUGAGGCGGGCCUUUGAGACGGUGGCUGUCGACCGACUGGACCGCAUUGGCAGGAAGAACUCCAUGCUCCUUCGAAAGUCAUCGCAGGGUGGUUCAGUAGCCGGGGGCAGUAUGGGUCGUGGAGGAGGUCGCGGUGGAGGGGGUCCGGGGGCAGGGGGAGGCCUGGCAAUGGGCAGUUUGGGUUCCUGUGACAGCAUGCUCGUACAGCAGAUUGUCAAACACGACAGCAUGCCUGCCAUGCAGGAAGCAAUCGCUGUUGCCGCAGGUAGAGGUGCGGCCAUGGGAGGAAGUGGAACGGUGUCUCCAAGGCCCCGGCCUGUGAUUUGGGCCCCCCUGGUCCACGCGCCCUUGCAGACCGCAGCUGCCACCACCAAUGUAGCCAUCGCUCUCAUGCACCAGCAGCAGCAGCAGCAGCAGCUGCAGCAGUUACAACAGCAGCACACGCUCGGGGGAGCCAUAUUCCUGCCCUCUCCUCUUAUCUCACCCUCUCCAUCCUCCAAUUUCCCUCUCUCUCCACCCCGUGCCCCUGUGCUACAGCCCCUGCGUCCCUCUGUGAGCUCCCUCAUCGGAAUGAUGGGGGUGGGAGGGAUGGGGGGCCUAUCUCCGAGAGGUGGAUUUCCUGCUUCCCCAUCUACCAUGGGCCUUCCUGGGUCACUGGCAUCACCGCCUGUUGCUAAAACGCCACCCACCCAAGCCUCCUCCGUACCCGCUUCUGUCCAGCUAGGAAGGACACUUCACUACAGCCUGCGCCUCCAGUCUGACCAGCCUUUGGCAAUCGGUGGAUCCCCUGGGACCCCAACGGGAGGAGGGGCUACAACCUCCCCCCUCCAUAAAGUACCCGCAAGCAAUGUCGCUGUUGCCUCCACCACCCCAUCAGAUGGUCAUGGUUCUGUGCCAAGCCAGGCCAGGGCGAAGGAGGCACUGUUACGCCAUGGAGGAAGCGGCUCACAAGGUUUGCCUGCUCUGGGCAGACUCACCCAGGAGGCCAGGCUGCUGUCUGCCUCGCAGCCCACCCUGCCUCACCGCUCUUGGGUCAGCGUGCAACCACACCCUCCUCUCCACCGGAAAGCAUCUGGUGGAAAUUUGCUGUCAACCCCCUUCCUGGCAGGGCAGUUAGCUAGGGGAGGGAGCGCCGGUGUCUUGAGCUCCAAUGCUCCGGUGCAGCAAAUGCCAGUGCCACCAUUCAAUGUGCCAACACAAGCACAAACCCAAGGCCCUGUCCAGGUCUCCGUCCCACCAUCCAUUUCUGCACCUGCUGCCACACACACACAAUCUGCCCCUCCCUCUUCCUCUUUGCCCACACACAUGGCAACACAGGCACCAUCUUCAGCUGCUGUCCUGCCCUCCUCUUCCUCUCCUAAGCAGACCCCCAUAUCCUCUGCCACCCCAUCUCCUGCUCCCACGCCAUCUUCUCCCACCCCUGUCUUCUCUCAGACACCUCGCCCAAAGCCAAUCCCUUCAACCCCCUCCCGUUCCUCCUCUCCUCCUCCCUGCUCCACCCCUCCCUCGGCCGGGACCAGCCCGCUAUCCCUCACUUCAAUCCCCCGCCCCAAACCGAUCCCAACUCCUUCACCCCGCUCCACCUCUCCCUCUCCGUCCUCCACCCCUACACCCAUCCCACUCCCACACACCUAUGGAAACAAGUCCUCUCUCACCUCCUGUCCCUCUCCGUCCUCGGGCUCCCUCACCUCCCCCCCAACCCAUCCCCAGAGUCCCCGAGCCAAAGCCUCCAACACACCUCCCUCUCCUUCUCCAUUGUCUGGCUCCAUCCCUUUCCCCUCCCCAGCCGCAACUCCUACCCAAUCCCAGUCCCACACCCGCACCCCGACACCCUCCCAAACUCCUACCCAGACUCUCACCCCAGCCCUCUCCCAAACUACCACCCCCACCCAAACCCUCUCUCCCACUCCUUCUCUCUUCUCUGUUAAUUCAACGGUUCCUGCUCAGAGCCUCACCCCGACUCCAGCCAGUCCCAUGGGCUCCUCAGUGAGUAAACCUCCCUGUCCUUCCCCUAUCCACCCCUCCAUUUCCAGCCCAGCCAGAUCCCCGACUUCAACCUCAAGCUUUACCCCUACCCAGACCCAGAAACAACCCCCAGUCCAAGCCCCCGUUCCUGCCCCAACGCCCACUAGUUCACCUUCUCCUGCUAAGAUAGCUUUCUCAGUACAUCCUGUGAAACCCAGCACAGGUGCCCUCACUCCAAGCACCUCUUCAAGCCACGUCGCAAAACUGACCCAAGCGGUGACCUCGGCCUCGACAACCCAAACCCCAGCCACAACUGCUACUAACCCCUCUAUUACCACUGCCACCACCACCACCUCUGCCACCACUCCCAAUAUCCCACCUGCCUCUGUCCAUUCCUCAAAACAAACCCCAACAACCACAGCAGCCCCGACUCAGUCCUCUAAACUCAACACCCUCUCUAACCCCUCGCAGACCCACAAAGCAUCCACUCUUCCACCCAUUCAGCCAGCACCAGCUGUAUCUCUUCCCCAGGCAGCUUGCCCCACAGCCACUGCCACCAAUGCCACUUCCCCUAAGGGGGGCAAGAAGGACCUGCCCCUGUCCCGGAAAGACUCAGAGGGACUGAGACACAAACUGCCUGCCAACAUGUAAGAAGCCGACUGCUCUGAAGGAAAGAGGGUCUUGGUCGAAUAACAAACUUGAUUUGCGGGCGGAGCUGGUCAGCAGGGCCGUGGAUGUGCAGAGUUGUAUCUGUCUCGGUCGGCACCAGACAUUUCAUAAGCCACCAGAUUCUCACGUGGACAACUGCAUUUUGUUUGCAUUCACUUUAGAACGUGAUCGUCUUAGAGCAUCGGGUGUUAAAGCUGCAACAAGGAGUUUUGGGAUUUCUGUUGACUUCGAGUGCCCCUGUGGAUAAACGCUGUGGUGUCUUGCAUAAAGCAUUGUCUCUUGUGGCAAAGAUCUCCAUUCACCCUCCGGUAGCUGGCGCAUUUGUUUUGAAGAGACUAACGAGAGAUGUGACGGUAUUUUGGAAAGGGAAAAAAACAGCUGUUUGCAAGAUAUACAGCCGUGAGGUAACGUAUCUCUAAUUGCAGCCGCGUGCUGUAAAAGAUUUUUGGCAAAUUUUGCAGGGAAUCUGACCUGGAGACAAGCGUUCAGCAUUAUUGAAUAGCAAUAUCCGAUCUCCACCCAAGAGGGUCUCAUUUGAUUUUCUAUGGCAUAUGGAGGCGUCGAAGUUAAAUCGAGAAAGGGAUAAAUAAUCACUGAAAAACUCCUCAUAGCAGCUUUAAUGUUCUCAGUCUGUUUAUUGGGGCAGGCUAGAGUAGAAUCAAACACGACAUCCACAUGUGUACGCACAUAUCUGUGUUAGUGAUUGGUGGAGCAAGCGGCGGAGCUGAAGCGGCAAUUCGGCAGAGCACAGAAGGACGCAAUAGCCGGGGGAUGAAAACGACAGAUUGCUGUUCGGAGGAAGGCCUGGUGUUAACUUCAAAUGCAGGCCAUUGAAAAGGCACUUCCUGGGUUCCAGCCGCGCCUCCCUCUUGCUCCCCGUUCUUCACCGCGGUGUAAUAUUUUCUCAUCCGAAUAAUAAUUAUAACGAUGUAGAGUUUAAUAAUUACUGUAAAGUUGAUAAUCAUAACAGUCAGAAUUAUUAUGAGCAGUCCACUGGUAGUUUUGUUGUCCCAGGUGUGUGGUGUUUAGCUCUGGAGCAAGACAAACUCUUAACCCUACAUGUUCACGCUGAGAACUACUGUAAAACGAAUUGUGCUUUUGUGUGCGACACUUACUACUGCUCCCCUGUGCACUGUGGCUAUGGGUUCCUUUUGCUCCACCUCGCUCCUUGUAAAUAUGUGCCUCUCCGCCCGUGUACGCUUCUUCAUCCCGCUGAUUCUUCCUCUUCUAUCUCGGUUUGCGUCACUCGCUCUCAUCUCAUUUCAGAGCUGUGGUUCACUGUUGCGACGAUACACACCCUCACCCUCUCUCACGCCCUUCUACAUAAGGCCAUCUCACUUCUGGUCUGACUCCUCUCCCGUUGUCGCUCAACGGCACCAUCUUGACGCCACUUCCAGUGAUGUUUGAUGUUUUGUGUGGAUAGCAACAACGCAUUCCUGUCUUAAGCCCAGAUACCAUGUUGCCUAGACUGUAUAUUUAAGGACCAAAUGUUUUAUUUUUUAUUUAUCACAGCUUUAGCUUUUGAGCAGAACAAACUAGCUAAUGAUGCUAUUGAAGGAAGAAAAAAAGAUGACCUUGAUGACGGCAGUGAAGAGGAGAAUGAUGAUUAUGUUGACCAUGAUGAUUAUGACGAGAUGAUGAUGACUGAUGAUGUUGUUUGGUGUAUAUCCGGUUGUAAAAAUAA